Messenger RNA from Notolabrus celidotus (New Zealand spotty), 4037 nucleotides. RefSeq names its product heat shock transcription factor 2 (gene hsf2). The record is from RefSeq and is a predicted model, not a curated record. NCBI's taxonomy places the organism in Eukaryota, Metazoa, Chordata, Actinopteri, Labriformes, Labridae. Gene Ontology annotation, molecular function: DNA-binding transcription factor activity; sequence-specific DNA binding. Bases 134 to 1753 code for a protein of 539 amino acids. Gene Ontology annotation, biological process: regulation of DNA-templated transcription. The transcript has 12 exons.
AACCGGAAACUGUACCUCACACUUCCUCAGAAGCAGCGACAGAGCUGACCAUAGCUGACCAUCUUUCCAGGCUACAAACAGAGACACACUACGCACAGUUUAAUCAGAGGGUGUAGGAGAGUGUGUGACAGACAUGAAGCAGAGCUCCAGCGUGCCGGCCUUCCUCACCAAGCUGUGGACUCUGGUGGAGGAUGAGAACACCAACGAGUUUAUCUGCUGGAGCCAGGAGGGGAACAGCUUCCUGGUGUUGGACGAGCAGCACUUUGCCAAGGAGAUCCUCCCGAAAUUCUUCAAGCACAACAACAUGGCCAGUUUCAUCAGACAGCUCAACAUGUAUGGGUUCCGUAAAGUGAUGCACAUCGACACGGGGAUCGUGAAACAGGAGAGAGACGGUCCGGUGGAGUUUCAGCAUCCGUACUUCAAACACGGACAAGACGACCUGCUGGAGCACAUCAAGAGGAAGGUUUCUACGUCUCGGCCAGAGGACACAAAGAUCCGACAGGAGGACCUGUCAAAGAUCUUAGCCACUGUUCAGACCGUCCACAGCAAACAAGAGAACAUCGACGCCAGGCUCAUAACCCUGAAGAGGGAGAAUGAAGCUCUGUGGAGAGAGAUCUCAGACCUGAGACAGAAACACUCUCAACAGACGCAGCUCAUCAAGAAGAUGAUCCAUUUCAUUGUCACGUUGGUGCAGAACAACCGCAUCCUGAACUUAAAACGCAAAAGACCGAUUCUCAUGAACAGCACCGGAAAGAAGCCGAAAUACAUCCAUCAGAUCUACGAUGACAAAGUGUGUGUGGAACAGUCGUCUGUCGGCAGUCUGAACGGGGUGAAGGGCUCCGAGCUGUCUGACGAUGUCAUCAUCUGCGACGUCACUGACAGCGAUGCUGAGGUGGCAGCUGACGUCACGGAGGAGUCAUACCGGGCCUUCGAACAGGGUGAUAUGGAGAUCGUGGAGGUGGAGCUGUAUAACGGAGCGGAGCUGCCAACAGAGACGGAGUUGAGCUCCUUCAGCACGGAGGACAUCAGACAGACGGAGGACGGAGCAUCAGACGACAGCAGACAGAGGACAUCAGACAGCAACACGCCUACAACCAGCACCACCACAACCACGGCACCACCCGGAAACUCUCCCACCAGCUCCGCCCUGCAGCUGAACAAACAAGCAGCUCUGAGCCUGGAGGACCCCGUCAAGUUGAUGGACUCCAUCCUGAAGGAGAAUGGAGCCAUUUCACAGAACAUCAACCUGCUGGGAAAGGUGGAGCUGAUGGAUUAUCUGGACAGUAUCGACUGCAGUCUGGAGGAUUUUCAGGCCAUGCUGUACGGAAAACAGUUUGGAAUUGAUUUCGAUUUACUGGAGGAGAGCAUGUCCUCCAAAGACGGCACCGUGCCUCUGAACAGAGGGAGAGCAGAGGACGAAAACACAGACAAACAGCUCAUACAGUACACAUCCUGCCCCCUGCUGGCCUUACUGGAUGGCUGCACCUCCUCUGCAGACCUGGACCUGGGCCCCAGCAGCAGCAGCAACAGCAGCAGCAGCGCCUCCACCUCCCACCUGCAGCUCUCCUCCACCUCUGCCCUCCUGGACUCUGACCCCACGUCAGACCUGCUGGCAUCCGUCCUGGAGACCAAACAGCCGGCCCGCAGCUCCCUGAUCCGCCUGGAGCCGCUGACGGAGGCCGAGGCCAGCGAGGAGAUGCUCUUCUACAUGAGUGAACUGAGUCCUGCUCCGCCUGAGCAAGACUCUGCCUAGAUGGACCGGGUGGGAGACCGGAGCUGGACUGAUGGAGGAGUGACCCCCCUGCUGGUGCUCACAGUGAACACGUUGAGGAGUGUGUGUGAGUGUGUGUGAUAAUCCUGCACACUGAGGAGCACACACACGUUUUAUACUCAUCUUUUACCCUCUGAACCUUAAUGCACCACAGGAAACACACACACAUACACACGCACACGCACACACACACACACACACACACACACACACACACACACACACACACACACACACACACAGACAGACACUUAACAUCACAGAGGAGGGCCAGUCUGAUGCUUUCAUGGCUUAUAAAAUGUCCAGCAGCAGAUUUGAGCUUCUUAAAGUCAUACUUCAGUUCUAGUCCCAGUCCAGGAGGAGUUUGCGGUCUUCUGUCUCCUCCCUCUGCUCCUCAUGAAUCUGUUCUUUCUGUCGUUUAGAGGAGAGUUCACUUUGAUCCUGCAGUUUGCACACAAACACAUCCGUCCUCUAAAAGCACUCACUGUGGUGCCACCUCUCCUCUUUAAAGUAAGUCUCCUAAAGUGCAUGUCGUCAUGAAGUCGACAAGCGGCUCACGAAGACACAAGGACUGAGUCGCUGCUGAAGUGUUUGUCAGUCAUCGUAUUACAACACCUAAAGCAUGCUGGGAAGUGUAGUUCCAAAACAGAAGAGAAUUAAACAUCUGAGCCUUCCCAUCAAUUGUUGGGAUGUGGCCGUCUUACUCAGCUCCUUGUGUCCUCUCUUCCUUUCCUUGCUCGGCCGUUCACGACUCAGACCAAUCAGAAUGAAGCAUCAAUCAAUCAAUCAAUCUUUAUUUGUAUAGCGCCAAAUCACAUCAAAUGUUAUCUGAAGACUCUUUUACAAACAGAGCAGGUCUAGACCACUCUAUGUCAAAUUAUGAACAGAGACCCAACUUCAAGACAGGAUAAGACUCAGUCUGACCCCACUUUAAUCCAUCAUGAGCAUUACACCUCACAGUAUUCAGCUAGUUACAGCAGAGAGGACAAACUUCCUUUAACAGGCAGAAACCUCGAGCAGAACCAGACUCAUGUUAGACAGCCAUCUGCUGAGACCCAGUUGGGUCUGGAAAGAGGGAUAGAGGAGAGUAAGAGAGAGAGGGAGCGGUGAUAGUGAUGAGACGAGUAGUAGUAUCUGUUGCCGCUGGAGUCCAGCACGUCUGUAUCAGCUGGAGUCUGGAACGUCCACAGCAGGAGGACGUCUACAGCAGCUCAGAGGAACCAAAGAGAGUUCAGGGACUCCAGAAAGGUCUAUGGUUAGUAACUUUAAUGGGACAGGGAGAGUUAAAGUAAGUGAUGGGGGGGGGUCGGGGGGAAGGGGUGAGACAGGAUCCUAGUGUGUCAGUUCCCCCGGCAGUCUAAGCCUAUAGCAGCAUAACUAAGAGCUGGUCCAAGCCUGAUACAGCUCUAACUAUAAGCUUUAUCAAAAAGGAAAGUUUGAAGCCUACUCUUAAAAGCAUAGAGGGUGUCUGCCUCCCAUACUACUUUUAGAGACUUCAGGUAUGACCAGCAGGCAAACAUCUCACACAGCUGGGUGAUGGUUUCUCUUUGAUUCCAGUAGUGUUUAUAUUUUAUUCAACAUUUCAGUGUCAAAACAUUUUAAAGGUUCAAAUCUAAGUUAAGUUUAUGUUAAUCUCGUGUCGGAUUAGGAUUGAAUAAGAGAGAGAAUGAAACUCAAAGAUGCUUUUAAAUUUCUGAACACAAGGCUGAAGUGAAGUUUGAGGAGCGGUGAGCAGAGACUUCCUGAGUGUGUUUCCUGAUGGUUCAGAGGGUAAACCGUUGUGUUCCUGACAUUAAAACCUGACUUUAUAAAGAUGAAAUGAUGUCAGAGUGUGACUCCAGUGUUUUCUCCAAAGUUAGUCUGAAAUGUUGAACUGGCACACACAGAUCUCCUCCAUCAGGAUGUUCAGCGUCAGUGAGGAGGCGUCACUCCUCCCUGUAUUUACAAGCGUUUGUAUUUACUCCUCCACAUUUAUUUAUUCUCUUUUUGUUCUUUUGCUACUUCUUUUUGUUCCUCAGAGACUCUUCAUCAAACAUCAUUCCCUCGGAUAGACUCGUCCCUGAAUGCUACCGCGGUUUGUUGAAUUUAGUCACAGUAUGUAAAGAAAGCAGAGCUCUGCACAGCUGGGAUCACAUUCAUUUCCCCUAAGUCAUCCUUAGUGCUGUUAAAAAGGCUUACUGAUAACAGGACCUGUUUACAUGAUCUGAUGCCAUACAGCAGGGGGCGCUGUUUAAAUAUGUGACAUGAAAUAAAUAUUUCCUUUCUA